CACAGCGUAGGGGGCGUGACUUGGAAAAAAAUCCCAGUUCCUUCUCCCAUGGGCGGAGUCUAAAGUAAUGUGAGGGACGCGGUAGGCACUCAACUAUUGAACUUCCACGCUGAAAACAACCGGAUGAUGAAUAAAACAGUGUUUACAAAGUUUAAAAUGUGCUUGCACUGAAGAUUUGAAACUCGGUAUGGAUACAGUGCAUAUUUAAGUAACUACUGCAGUGGACCUCAGACAGAGUGCGACAGUAACACUCACUUCGAAUGUGGAUUAUUGUUCAGAGUAGCAGUAUCGCCUCGGAUUUAACUCGUGUGUUUACCUGUGCAGUUAUCUGCACUGGACACCAACUUCAGUCAUAUGUGCGCCGCUGUGAUGUGGAGAGGAUGGAAACAAAGACGAUCUCAGCCGCUCACAAUAUAAAAAACGGACAUUUAUAAUAGAAACGUUUUAUACAAUUGGACAAAAAAAAAACCCAGUUGAUGUUAAACGGGCUUUUCAUUUAGUAAGGAAUAAUGUGGAAUCCUUGCCCAUUUACACGCCACCCGGCUCUUCUAGUUUACAUAGUCUUGGAAAUAUUUAUUCACAGCGUCGGAGGUCUCAACGUUUGCAUGAGCGGCAGCGCCACAUCUUGUGAAGAAUGUCUCCUCAUUCACCCGAGCUGCGCCUGGUGCGCCCAAGAGGACUUUGGACAGGUUAGAACUCUCAACUCACGAUGUGACUUUAGCCAGAACUUACAGAAAAGAGGGUGCGAUGCACCUUUUAUAGAAAGUCCCAGGAGUGGCAGCUCUCUGUUGCGGAGCAAACCUCUGAGCUCCAAAGGUUCUGGAGUGACCCAGUAUGAUGUCAUCCAGAUAUACCCACAGAAGAUCUCUCUCAGCUUAAGGCCUGGUGACCAGACCUCUUUUGAGGUACAAGUGCGUCCUGUGGAAGACUACCCUGUUGAUUUGUACUACCUGAUGGACCUCUCGCUCUCCAUGAAGGAUGAUCUGGACACAAUCCGCAACCUGGGCACCAAACUGGCUGAGGAAAUGAGGAAGCUUACAAGUAACUUCCGCCUUGGCUUUGGCUCCUUUGUGGACAAGAACAUCUCACCCUUCUCCUACACAGCCCCCAAGUACCAGGACAACCCGUGCAAUGGAUAUAAGUUGUUCUCAAACUGUGUCCCUACGUUUGACUUCCGUCACCUCUUGUCUCUUACGGACAAGGUUGACCGUUUUAAUGAAGAAGUGCAGAAGCAGAUGGUGUCGCGGAACAGGGACGCACCAGAGGGGGGGUUUGAUGCCAUUCUGCAGGCUGCAGUUUGCAAGGAGAAGAUUGGCUGGAGGAAAGAGGCCUACCAUCUCUUGGUGUUUGCCACCGAUGACAUCCCUCACUUGGCUUUGGAUGGCAAGCUCGGUGGACUAGUGCAUCCUCACGAUGGACAGUGUCACCUGAACGACAAGAACGAGUAUAGUGCUGCAAACAAGAUGGACUACCCUUCACUCGCUUUACUUGGAGAGAAACUGGCUGAAAACAACAUUUUCCUCAUCUUUGCUGUGACCAAAAGACACUAUGUUCUGUACAAGAAUCUCACAGCAUUGAUCCCUGGGACUACAGUGGAAAUUUUGGACCAAGACUCCAAAAACAUUAUUCAGCUAAUUGUGAAUGCAUACAAUAACAUCAGGUCGAAAGUUGAGCUGAGCGUAUGGGACCAUCCUGAAGAUCUCAAUCUGGCCUUAACCGCCACCUGCCAAGAUGGCCAGCCCCUGACUGGUCUCCGCAAGUGUGCUGACCUCAAAAUUGGUGACACUGUCUCCUUCAACGUAACUGUAGACGCUCGAGGAUGUCCUCCGAAAGGCACCAGGAAGAGUUUCACCAUCAGGCCUGUUGGUUUUAAAGACCGUCUGGAGGUCUCUGUGGACUACCACUGUGAUUGUAGAUGCACAUAUUUCACCAAGACCAACAGCAGCCGCUGCAACUCUGCCGGCACUUACAGCUGUGGGAUGUGCCGCUGUGAGCCUGGACACCUGGGAGUCCGCUGCGAGUGCGAGGAGGGUGAGGUCGACCACCAGCAUCUCAGUGCCUGCCGUGAGGCUGAGGGCAAGCAGGUGUGCAGCGGCCGCGGAGAAUGCAGCUGUAACCAGUGUCUAUGCUACGAGUCAGAGUUCGGCAAAAUCUAUGGCACCUUCUGCGAGUGUGACGACUUCUCCUGUGCCCGACACAAGGGUAUACUGUGCUCAGGCCAUGGAGAAUGCCACUGCGGUGAGUGUAAAUGCCAUGCUGGUUAUAUUGGAGACAACUGUAAUUGUUCUACAGAGACGACUUCCUGUGUGUCGGACGACGGCAAGAUCUGUAGUGGGCGGGGCAGCUGUGUGUGUGGGCGGUGCCAGUGCACUGAGCCAGGGGCAUUUGGGGACACAUGCGAAGGGGACCAAACUGAUGAUUCCAACACUGUUCAAUGCGUGUAUAAGACCGAGAAUGACUGUGUGAUGAAGUUCACCUACUCUGAACAUGCCAACGGCCAGUCGAUCCUCACCGCACUUAAAGAGCCAGAAUGUGCUGUUGCCCCAAAUGCCAUGACGGUGCUCCUGGCAGUUGUUGGCAGCAUCUUGUUGAUGGGUAUCGUGCUGCUAGCCCUCUGGAAACUGGUCAUCACCAUCCACGACCACCGCGAGUUUGCACGCUUCCAGAGUGCACGUUCACGGGCGCGAUAUGAGAUGGCAUCUAAUCCUGUUUAUAAGCAGUCCAUCCCCUUUCACCCAAUGGAGACGGAUUUCCAUAUGCAUAGUAUCAAGUCAUGCAACGGAGGAGUCCACUGAUCGACCUGUAUUUGGACUGGGGGACAUGGCAGGACCUGUCCAGCGCACCUCGGCACUACAGUGGAGGACAGAGACAGAGCAAAUGCUGUGGUCUUUUGCAAUGUAAACUUUUUUUGAGGCGUGUGGUUCCUGAGGAUUGGAACUGAUCUUUAUGCGGUUUUGGUAAUGAAAGUUUAUUGAUGAGCAGCAGAUGGACGCAUGCCGAAUUUGAGAAGAGGAUUGGCUUGACUAGUUGGAGAGGCAGAGCUUACCGGCCUUUUCCAGAAACCUCCAUUGACCCGCUAUGGACUGCUUGCUUGAAUAUAAUUCCUAAUUUUUUCCAGUUCUAACCAUACCUCCUGCACAUUAUAAUUGAUUUGCUGUGCAUUGUUUUAUAGGCAAAAAUAGUAUGUAAUAGUAAAAAGUGUAUAUUAUGUAUAUUUUUAACAGUAUGCCUUUCCCAGCCAUUACACAUUUUACAUCAAUUUAUUUACUACAUGUAAGUGUGCAUAGAACACAAAAAAUGCAAAAUUCUACAACUCUUUAACGAAGAGAUGGGUACUAACCUAACCAGAGCAAUAAUUCCCUUAACUCUUGUUUUGCACAUUGUAUAUUAGGGUGAGGUUUAUAAAGUAAAGAAAUUUGGAAUGCCACUCUACAAUGCUAGUCUUUUGUGUAUUGCCACAUGUUGCACAUUUUCAUGAUGAUUUUUAACUGUACAAUGUGAUGCAAUAACACUGCCUGCUGAUAAUUCAA
This is a messenger RNA of Sinocyclocheilus anshuiensis, 3530 nucleotides long. Its product is annotated as integrin beta-5-like. The record is from RefSeq and is a predicted model, not a curated record. Lineage: Eukaryota; Metazoa; Chordata; Actinopteri; Cypriniformes; Cyprinidae. Gene Ontology annotation, cellular component: integrin complex; focal adhesion; cell surface. The transcript is spliced from 14 exons. Bases 510 to 2795 code for a protein of 761 amino acids. Gene Ontology annotation, molecular function: integrin binding. Gene Ontology annotation, biological process: cell-matrix adhesion; integrin-mediated signaling pathway; cell migration.